AUGAAUAAGCGCGAUCGUCGCUUUCAACGCAUGUUAUAUCGUUUUCACCCGCAAGAAGAACUUACCGAAUAUGAAUUUAAUAGGGUUUGUUUUGGACUUAGGUCCAGCCCGUAUCACGCGCUCCGUGUCAUUCAGCAACUCAUUGCGGAUGAUGGAGAUUCAUUUCGGUUAGCAAAGAUAAUUGCUUCUCGCUAUAUCUAUAUGGACGAUAUCGUUUUUAGUGUUAUGUCGGAGGAGGAAGCUGCAUCAGCUGCUAAUGAGCUGAUUGAGUUAUUUAAACGUGCGCAGUUCGAUUUAGUAAAAUGGACAUGUAAUUCCGACUCGGUCUUAAGCGCUCUGCCUUCGUCAUAUAAGAUGUCUGAACCUCUUGAAUUUGAUAAAACCGUUCAAUUUAAAAUUUUGGGCUUGAGUUGGGAUAAAUCUCGCGAUUGUUUUGAAUUUAAAGUAACCAAGCUUGACGAAAGGUGUUCAAAACGAAUCAUUUUAGCCACUGUAGCUAGAAUUUGGGACAUAAUGGGCUUCGUAGCGCCUGUUGUUCUCUUCGCUAAACUUCUCAUAAAGGAUUUGUGGCUAUUGAAACUUGAUUGGGACGAUUGUCCGCCCCAGCAAAUAGUCGAAACCUGGAAAAGGUUUUGUAUAGAGUUACCGCUACUCAAUGACGUCAAAAUACCGCGACAUUUGGGGGUCUUCGAACAUUGCGUUGUACGACUGGUCGGCUUUUCUGAUGCUAGUGAGCGUGCUUAUGGAGCAGUGGUAUACGCCCAUAUUACUCAAGCAAGCCAGGUUACGACGCGACUCGUCUGCGCCAAGUCAAAGGUCUCACCAAUGAAGCCUUUGUCUAUUGCACGUCUCGAACUCUGUGCUGCCGAAUUACUGGCAAGACUAAUUAAACGCGUGCAUGACACCUACGAUUCACGCUAUCAUAUUAGUGAUAUGUACGCGUUCACAGACUCAAUGGUCACACUUUGUUGGAUAAACUCUUCUCCGCACCGCUGGCAAACUUUUGUCGCUAACCGCGUCGUCAAGAUUAUUGACAAUUUACCAGCCGCUAAUUUUCAUCACGUUGCGGGAAUAGAUAAUCCAGCUGAUUGUUUAUCGAGAGGUCUUACACCCGAAAGGCUAAUAUCUCAUCCAUUAUGGUCACAAGGUCCGUCCUGGCUCGCGCAAGACCUCUCACUGUGGCCUAUCACUAAUACAGACCAUAAUACUAUAGCGCUAGACAACGUACCGGAAGAGAAAAUAACCGCACACCCCAUUACUACGUCAGAACCAGAAACGUCCUUAGUUCAAGAUCUUAAUAAACGCAUCUCCUCCUGGAGUAGACUCACGCGUAUCCUUGUUUAUGUCUGCAGAUUUAUAAAUAAACUACCCCGUUCCGGUUCGAUAGCAGUUACCGCGUUCGAUAUAAGCGCCGCAGAGCAUAUGAUAAUAGGCGAUAUUCAAAAAAGACAUGUUGCAUUCGACAUUAGACAGCUGGGAGCCGGUAGUAAUUGCUCGCCCGCGCUAAUGAAGCUUAAGCCAUUUUUAUGCGAUGGCCUCAUCCACGUUGGUGGCCGCCUUACCAACUCCGCUGAAAGUUCAGAAUACAAAUUUCCGAUUAUUUUACCGCGUCAUGACGCUCUUGUAGAGUCUUUGAUCGACUACUAUCACAAGAAAUAUUUACAUGCCGGCCCAGAGCUGCUCAUGUCUUUGUUAAGACAACGAUUUUGGAUCUUGUCCGCUAGACGAAUUAUUCGGUCUAGAAUUAAUAAGUGUAACACUUGCUUUAAAUUAAAACCGCGCCCGCGAUUUUCUUUAAUGUCUGCUCUGCCGGGACAUAGAGUCACGCAAGCGGAGAAAGCUUUCGCUCAUACUGGCUGUGAUUAUUGCGGCCCUAUAUUGUAUACGCCCAUACGAGCUCGAGUUCGUGUCGCUACAGUAAAAACGGCAAGGGGUACACUCGUGCGACCAGUGGUGCGCUUGUGUCCGUUACCUACACAAUAA
This is a messenger RNA of Parnassius mnemosyne (clouded apollo), 1983 nucleotides long. The record is from the annotation of a GenBank genome assembly. Lineage: Eukaryota; Metazoa; Arthropoda; Insecta; Lepidoptera; Papilionidae.